AUGCAGCUCCCUCGCAUCGCAUCCUUCGUCUUCGCCCUCGCCCUCGGCGCCUCCAGCGUCGUCGCUUUGCCAUCCCCCAACGGCGGCAAGCGUGAUGUAAUUACCAGUAUCGAGGGUAUCCUGACCACCAUGGAGGGCGAUGUCACCACAGCCCUCACUGAAAUCAACAACCUCGUUAGCACUGGUGAGGCUACUGUUGCCUCGGUUGGAACAGAGAUUAGCAACAUCGUCACCACCGUCGAGACCGCCACGACUGACAUCGCCAGCUUGGCUGGUGACCUCAAGAAGAGGCAGGUUGACAUUGGCACCAUCGUCACGGAACUUACCACCCUCAUCACGGACCUGGCCACAACCCUCGCGAGUGUUCCGGCCUCGACUCUAUCUGAAGUUACCGGCACUGUGACGUCCCUCGACACCGCUCUUACCGGCCUCUUGACCUCCGUGAACACCGAGGCUACUGGAGUCCUCUCUAGCGUCGCCAGCACCAUCACGUCCACGAUCACUAGCACCCUGAGCGGUCUCGGUCUUGGCUCCGUCGUCGGUACCCUGGGCUUGUAA
This is a messenger RNA of Gloeophyllum trabeum ATCC 11539, 558 nucleotides long. RefSeq lists its product as uncharacterized. The coding region runs from base 1 to 558 and encodes 185 amino acids. Lineage: Eukaryota; Fungi; Basidiomycota; Agaricomycetes; Gloeophyllales; Gloeophyllaceae. The record is from RefSeq and is a predicted model, not a curated record. The transcript is spliced from 4 exons.